AUGUCCGUGGUUCGAACCCGAACUCGACUUCUUCUGCCUAGGCUUGGACAAUCUGGCAGUCUCCCAGCCCUCGUGCUUCCUUCGGGUAUCAUGGCAGCUAAGCACCGGAAGGAUGAAUUCGAAGACCCAGGGAAACGGAUAACCUCGAAAUCGUUAAGCUCACUCCGGCGGGCUGACAACCCAGUACUUUAUCGAACGAAUCAAGUGUAUCCAACCAGAGCAGAAAGAACACAUUCCCAUGGGUUUCUCUCAACAGCCCCACCUCCGUUUCCUCUGUACAGGAAACCAGAUGAACAAAAAGUCUCCGUACUGGAUGAGGUCCGUCAGUUGCAAUCAACACCACGCCAUACCUAUCAGAAACCAGAUGAAGUUGAAAAUCGUCAACCGGAUGGUAACCAAACAAAUCGACCAACUCAACUCAGUAGAGCGUCUUCCGCUUACGAUUUAUCAAUUGGUGCCUCUGUACCAGAACUGAUUCCUUCAAGAAAGGCCCUAGAAGAGUAUAUUCUAAGCUUGGAGCGCAGUUUGCAGGCACGCGGGCGGUUUUUGAUUGACCAUGAAGAAUGGCUGAACUUGUGCCGCUCACUGGAUGAAACCAAACAUUGGUUUAAAAAUGAUGAAAAACGAAAAACUCCUGACGACUACGAGCAACGACUUUCAGCGUUGAAGUCAUUGGGAGAUGUAAUGGAGCGCCGAAUGGGGGUGGCAAACGAAGCUAUCAAAAUAUAUGAAGAAACACUUCAGCACAUUCGAGAUAUAAUCGAUAGCGAAAUGUUUCGAGGAAAACCGCUGAGUUCUGUACAACUGGAAAAACUUCAGCAACUUGUGUCCGAUCACGAAGAAUGGUUUUUUAGCGUCCUUGACCCAUCCGAGUCUGUUAUGGGAACCGGCAGCAACGGGGACACUUUGGAUUACUUUAAUGCUAAGCACCGGGGUUUGGUGGAGGCCUACGAAGAGAUUUUGCGAUCACCAAUUAGAAAUGAGCACUCACCUCUCCCGCACAGGCUCACCUGGAACCCAGCUGAAUUCCUCGUUUGUGAUGUUUUCACUCAACUGAAUGUGCUGCACCAGGCCGUCUCAUGUUUCGGUUGCUACGAUAUUCAAGGCAUCGUGAUACAUAUCUACUCGUAUUGCAUCACUCAUAAGAGCGACGUACGACAAGAAAUGACCAUGUCAAUCCCCGUUGUGGCUGGCACAGUUUCGAGCAGCGCAGGACACAGGCCAGUGGCCUAUCCUACUGGGAGUCUGCUCAUUCGGGACGAUGAAAACUUCACCAACGAAUAUAACCACAAACGAACCGUUCCCAGCGAAACCAGCAUAUUGGAAGGCGAACUUAACCAGGUAGAUCAUCAGCACCACACGCCAGCGAUACGAGGCAGCCAGCGCAGUACAAGUUCACGCAACGAGUUCUCGACGGGAACGAGAACAAUCACAAUUGUAAGACCUCAUCAAGGAGAAGAUUCUACAACCUACACUCAGACCACACAACAAACUUCGAUACCGAGGAGUGUUGAUUCACAACAGGUGACACCGUCAGAGUUGUAUGAUCAGGUGGCCUUCUACGAAAGAGUCGUUGCUGAGCAAACGUAUGAAUUGUUCAACAUCAAGUAUGAAGUCUACGCAAGUGAAGCCUUCGACACUUCCAAGCUCAACUCUCUUUUCGAGAAAUACACUCAUUUGCAAAUCAAUUUGGUUUUCACGAGGGACUUAAGUGAAUCUCUCGUUUGUGAUAUUCUACAACUGAUUGUGCUGCACACAGGCCGCCUUAUGACUCGGCACGAUAUUCGAGAUUAUAUUUUCACAAAGGAAACUACUCACAAUGUUGCUAAAAACUCUCCGACAGCCCACGACCAGUUUCGCCCUUCUUGGGGCUCAUCAGGUAGGCGCAGGCCUCGAUUUUGCUGCAACCUUAUGUUCUACUUGAAUUCAAAUUGGACUGUUUUCGAGAAAUACACUCAUCUGCUGCUACGGGUCCACGAGGAAAUCAAGAGAUUUAACGGAACCUCCCAGUACACAGCCAAUCUCCGACACGUUCUGAUGGAUGCUGAAAGUGAUCGUCGAAAGUACAACAGAUAUAGGGUUGAUGAAGUGACAGAUGCCAUAGCCAAUGUGAAAAAUAGGUUGAAAUCUGCCGUGAACGUUGUGAACAAACAUAUCGCAGAGUGCAGAUCUUGGCUUCUUGAAAAAGCUUCUACAAUUUCCAAUGGAUAUGAACAGGUAUACAGAGCCUCGAGGGAAGAUUUGGGCAAAUAUCAGGAGAAGAUUAACACAGAAUAUGAAAUUUUGAUGGAUAACUUCAACGCCUUCCUAUCCAUGGUACGGGAAAGUGAACAGCGGUCAGAGGCAUAUCCAUCGGAUCGUCACAGGCGUUCAAAUACACUUCCGCGGGUUGUCCUGCGAGAAUCAUCAAAUAUCAACCAACCAAUGAAGUGUGAUCUGUUUCUGUUAAUGUGGUCCUUCAAAAAUGCUUCCGUAGUUGAGUCUUCCCAGGAAGAAGCGUUUGAAAUAUUUUUCAUCAGCCUCGCACAAUUAUGA
Molecule: messenger RNA, 2535 nt
Organism: Opisthorchis viverrini
Lineage: Eukaryota; Metazoa; Platyhelminthes; Trematoda; Opisthorchiida; Opisthorchiidae
Exons: 16
Coding region: 1-2535 (844 amino acids)
Source: RefSeq, a predicted model, not a curated record